Vespula pensylvanica (western yellowjacket) is the source of this 2503-nucleotide messenger RNA. RefSeq names its product paraplegin (gene Spg7). The transcript has 9 exons. Gene Ontology annotation, biological process: mitochondrial protein processing; protein-containing complex assembly. Gene Ontology annotation, molecular function: ATP-dependent peptidase activity; ATP binding; metalloendopeptidase activity. Gene Ontology annotation, cellular component: membrane; m-AAA complex. The record is from RefSeq and is a predicted model, not a curated record. The coding region runs from base 120 to 2411 and encodes 763 amino acids. Lineage: Eukaryota; Metazoa; Arthropoda; Insecta; Hymenoptera; Vespidae.
GCAACCGCAUGUGAUGUCAUUUCUACGCAGUUACCGAGUUGUUCAGGAUUGUUACGCAUUGUGCACUGUUAUUUUCAUCAACCGAUGCGCAUAACAGUUAAAUAUAAAAUAAACAAAAGAUGCAAAAUUUAACAAAAUGUUCGAGCCGGCAUUAUUUUAUACCAUACAAAAUAAUAAACUUGUCUUCGAACCAUGAUAUCGUCUUUAAACAUGGAAUUGAUACAAUUUUUAACCUCAGAUAUAUAAAUGCUAAUGGGAAUAUUAAAUUGAAAAGAUUACCGAUUUUAGAAAGACAUCAUUUAUUAAAUAAAGCGCAUACAAAAUAUGGCAUGGUACAAUCGGCACUGCAGGAUUAUUUCAAUAAUCAAUGUAAAUUAUUAAAAUUUGGAAGCUAUAGAAAUUUUAGUACAAGUUCUUCGCAUAAUAAAGAAGAAGAUAAUAACAAGUCGUCAAAAAAUAAUGACUCGGAUCCUGUAAAAUAUAUAAUAUUGAGUUUUUUAAAAAUUGGUGCGGUAGUAGCAUUUCUAUAUUUUAUUGGAAAACAUAUAUUAUUCACUUCCACAGAAUCCACAGCAAAUAUUUCCUGGCGAGAAUUUGUACAAGAAAUGUUAGCAAAAGGAGAAGUGGAGGAGAUCGUAGUGUUCCCAUCAACAAAUAUGGUAAAAAUACAUCUUUAUCCAGGAGCAAUUAUUAAAGGACAAAAAUUACUCUUCCAUUCGUAUACUAUGCAUAUUCCAAAUAUUGAUCAAAUAGAAGAAAAAUUAAGAAAAGAAGAGAAAAAACUGGGUAUAAAACAAGAAAAUGGAAUAUCAGUGAUUUAUAAUCGAAAUUCAGAACGUAUGAUAUAUAUACUGAGAUUACUUAGUCUUAUCCUCCUUUUAUAUACACUCUUCAGUAAAACGUCUGUUAUAACUAAUUUUAAACCAUUUAUAAGUAAAUUGAAAAGUGCAAACUUUACAUUGGUUGAACCAUCAAUGAAACAUGGCAAAGGUGUACGCUUUGAGGAUGUUGCAGGGCUAAAGGAAGCCAAAAUAGAAGUUAUGGAAUUUGUAGACUAUUUAAAACAACCUGAACGAUAUCAAAUUCUUGGAGCUAAAGUACCUAAAGGUGCUUUAUUGUUAGGACCACCAGGCUGUGGUAAAACACUAUUAGCAAAAGCAGUUGCAACAGAGGCAAAUGUACCAUUUUUAUCUAUGAAUGGUUCUGAAUUUAUUGAAGUACUUGGUGGAUUAGGUGCUGCACGUGUCAGAGAUUUAUUUAAAGAAGGAAAGAAAAGAGCACCUAGUAUUAUAUAUAUUGAUGAAAUUGAUGCAAUUGGUAGAAAACGUUCAGAAUCUUCAAUUAAUACUAAUGAUGAAUCUGAACGAACUCUAAACCAGCUUUUAGUAGAGAUGGAUGGAAUGAUAUCGAAAGAGAAUAUCAUUGUUCUAGCCUCCACUAAUAGAGCAGAAGUUUUAGAUAAAGCACUGCUGAGACCUGGCAGGUUUGAUAGACACAUUUUAAUAGAUUUACCCACAUUGGCAGAAAGAAAACAAAUCUUCGAAUAUCAUUUAAAAAAGAUUGCUUUGCAAGAAGAUGCUUCUAAAUACUCUCACUAUUUAUCGUAUCUAACACCUGGGUUUACUGGUGCUGAUAUUGCAAAUGUAUGUAAUGAAGCUGCAUUAUAUGCUGCGAGACAGAAAAAAAAAAUUGUUGAAGGUUCUGACCUUAUGUAUGCAAUAGAUAGGACAAUAGGUGGUACGAAAAAAAUAACUAGUACAGUAACACCAUCCAUGAAACGUGUUAUUGCUUAUCACGAAGCUGGCCAUGCAUUAGUAGGAUGGUUAUUAAAAUAUACCGAUGCUCUGCUUAAAGUAACUAUUGUACCUAGAACAAACUUAAGUUUAGGUUUUGCUCAAUACACUGAAAGUGAUCACAAACUUCAAAGUAAAGAAGAACUCCAUGAAAAAAUGUGUAUGAUGUUAGGUGGCCGUGCAGCAGAAAAUCUAAUUUUUAAUCAAAUAACAACUGGAGCUCAAAAUGAUCUAGAAAAAGUAACAAAACUUGCAUAUCUUCAAAUACAACAGUACGGAAUGUGUCCUACUUUGGGUCUACUGUCCUUUGAUGAAGAAUCCACUAGUCAAAGAACUAAGAAACCAUAUAGUAAACAAUUAGGAAAUCUAAUGGAUGCUGAAGCGCGACGAUUAAUAGCAGAAGCAUAUGAAAAAGCACAACAAAUAAUAGUUGAUAAUAGAGACAAGUUGGAAAAAAUAGCUGAAGCUUUGAUAGAAAAAGAAACGUUAAAUUAUGACGACGUAGAAAAGUUAAUUGGUCCUCCACCAUAUGGAAAAAAAAAUCUUAUUGAGCUAGCUGAAUUUGUCAUAUCUAAUCAAACUGACGAAUCACAUACUGUAAAUCCAACAGCAACAUAAUAUAAAUUAUGACAUUGUUAUAAAUAUUCAUAUAUUAUGUUACAAACAAUAAAAUAUGUUUAGUAAAUUAUAACAAAUUCAUAAAUAAUUAA